CAAGCCUAUUCUUCUCUUCUGCUUCUUCUUCCUUUGUCACCACCACCAUAUCUCUCGCUCUCUUCUAAAAGCUGUCCCAAAAAAAGAAGAAGCUAAAUUUAGCAUUUCCUUUUGGUAAAUCCCAAUUCAGUCCCUCAAUUUCACUUUCCUUUUCAAAGACAACUUUAAACCACUUCCUUUAUUUUUUGUCACUUGGGAAAAGAACUCAGAAGAACCCAUUUUCAAGCUCUAAUGUUUUCCAUUCGUUGCAGGGUAAAAAUGGGAUUUUUUUCCAUAAAAUAGACAAAAAAAGUACUACCCAUUUGGUUAUUUUUGUCUGAGCAGAUAAGGCUACUUUGCUUUAAAAAGCAGCAUCAGUUUCUUCAUUAGAUCCUCUCCCCCAAAGUAAAAUCUCCUUUUAGCUCAUUACUGUGUUUUAUGGGCUAAAGAUUUAAUUUUCCUUCUGUGUUUUUAUUGUUUUAAUAUUAAUUUUCUUUUGAAGUUAUGGUUCUGGCUUGGUGGGUUCUUUUAGUUGGUGUGAAGAAUUUGUUGAAUCUUUAGAAACGUGCAGUUUUUGAGUUUAUGUUAUAGGAAAGUGAGGAUUUUUGGGUCUUUUAGGGGGUAAUGGAAUCGAUUUUCAAUUCGAUUUAAGUAGUAAAAGAAGCUCUUUUCACCCUUUGAAUCGGUUGAAGAUUUGAUUUUUCAAUUUGGGUUUUGAUUUUUAUGUGUUGACUAUGGUUCUUGUUGAAUCUUGAUAGAGAAGGAGAGUUUGGGGGAGUUUGUAUUGAAGAGUAAGGAGUUUUUGAGGUGGUAGGAGUAAUGGUGUCUACAAAUGAUCCCAUUGAAUCGAUUUCGAAUUCGAUUCAAUUUAUAAAGGAAGCCUUUUUACCUCUUGAAUUCGGUAUUAAGAAAGCUGCAAAAGAUCUCGAAAGUUGUUGGGGAGUCUCAAAUGAUAAAGGAAAUAAUGUUGAAUUGAUUGCCCAAUUGAAUGGUAGUGAUAGGAAUGGUAAGGUUCAAAUGUUUGGGGUGAAGAGGAGGAGUAGUGGUAGUUUUGGUGGUAGUGGUGUUAAUAAUGGGCAGUGUUGUGUUGGUGGUGAAGAGAGAAAGAAAGGGUUGUCUAUUAAGGUUCCUAUCAAGGCUUUUAUGGGAAUGUUUUUGCCGGCAAAUGAGCAGAACAAUGAGAAGGUUAAGAUGGUUAGGAAAGGAUUGAAAGAUAAGGAUGUGGAUAGAGAUGAAGGGUCUUGUAUGAAUUGCUUGCAGUUUGCAAUGACUUGGUCAGUGUUGGUUAAUAGUUUUGUCCAGGCUAUUCCAAGCUUGUUUAAGUCAGGGAGGAAACAAAUUCAGAAAAUGGGUGACAAAGAUGAAGUGUGUCUAAAUUCGUAUUCUCAUGACAUGAAAUUAAAGUCUUCCUUUGAGUUUGAGCGUAAAGAGUCAAGGGCUCAGUUUGUUGCAGAGAAUGAGGGUUUGGAACAUAAUGAUGGGAAACGUGUAUCAUUUGAAUGCCUUAUCGGGUUUAUAUUUGAUCAGUUGACUCAAAAUCUUCAGAAGUUUGAUCAACUUCUACAGGAAAGUAAUCAGAAGCAUUGUGAUUGUCCAUCGGCUCCAUCUCCUCCCGCUCACUUUGAUCAUUUAAAAGCAGUGACAAGUCUUUGGGAAGGACGAAAGGCUGAUGUAAAUGGGUUUCUGGGAAAUUUGAAGUUUGCUAGAGUGGGAGGUGUUCCAUCGGGUAUAGUUGGAGUUGCUUCUUCAGUGAAUGAAGAGGGUGAUGAUGGUGUUACUACUGGCAGUAGGGAAGAGGCAGGUGGUAAUUCCCCACAGAAACUUGCAAGUGGGAUACUUAGCAUUCCUUUAUCAAAUGUGGAGCGUUUGAGAUCCACCUUAUCCACUGUCUCAUUGACGGAAUUGAUUGAGCUUUUACCACCUUUGGGCCGCUCUUCACAAGACCAUCCUGACAAGAAGAAAUUAUUCUCUGUCCAGGAUUUCUUUAGAUACACGGAGUCUGAAGGGAGGAGGUUCUUUGAAGAACUGGAUAGAGAUGGUGAUGGCCAAGUAACUUUAGAAGAUCUUGAAGUUGCUAUGAGAAAAAGAAAAUUACCACGGAGGUAUGCUAGGGAGUUCAUGCGCCGCACUAGAAGUAAUCUGUUUUCAAAAUCUUUUGGUUGGAAGCAGUUUUUGUCCUUGAUGGAACAGAAGGAGCCAACCAUUCUUCGAGCGUAUACUUCUCUUUGUUUAAGCAAGUCUGGGACCCUUCAAAAAAGUGAAAUAUUGGCAUCACUUAAAAAUGCUGGACUUCCAGCAAAUGAAGACAAUGCUGUCGCUAUGAUGCGAUUUUUGAAUGCAGACACUGAAGAAUCUAUUUCAUAUGGACACUUCCGCAAUUUUAUGCUUCUGUUGCCUUCUGACCGACUACUUCAAGAUGAUCCUCGGAAUAUCUGGUUUGAAGCUGCAACUGUCGUUGCUGUUGCACCACCUGUGGAAAUACCUGCUGGAAGUGUUCUUAAAUCUGCGUUGGCGGGGGGUCUUUCAUGUGCACUCUCCACAUCUUUAAUGCACCCAGUUGAUACUAUAAAGACUCGGGUGCAAGCAUCAACCCUGACCUUCCCGGAAAUUAUUUCAAAGCUUCCACAAAUUGGAGUGCGGGGGUUAUAUAGGGGUUCAGUCCCUGCAAUUCUUGGACAAUUUUCAAGCCAUGGCCUGCGAACGGGAAUAUUUGAAGCAAGUAAGCUUGUAUUGAUCAACGUUGCUCCAAAUCUUCCAGACAUCCAGGUUCAAUCAAUGGCAUCAUUCUGCAGCACAUUAUUGGGAACAGCAGUGCGGAUUCCUUGUGAGGUACUAAAGCAGCGUUUGCAGGCUGGCCUAUUUGACAAUGUUGGACAAGCUCUUGUUGGCACUUGGCAACAGGAUGGUCUGAAGGGUUUUUUCCGUGGGACUGGGGCCACUCUUUGUCGUGAGGUGCCAUUCUAUGUUGCUGGGAUGGGCCUUUAUGCUGAAUCCAAAAAGCUUGCCCAGCAACUUCUGAGACGGGAACUGGAACCUUGGGAAACAAUUGCAGUUGGAGCUUUAUCUGGAGGGUUAGCUGCUGUUGUCACUACACCUUUUGAUGUUAUGAAAACUAGAAUGAUGACUGCACCAGGUGGCCGACCAAUAUCAAUGUCGUUGGUCGCCUUUUCUAUUUUGCGUCAUGAGGGACCCCUUGGCCUGUUUAAAGGAGCAGUACCCAGGUUUUUCUGGAUUGCUCCCUUGGGCGCCAUGAACUUUGCCGGCUACGAGUUGGCAAGGAAGGCCAUGGACAAAAACGAAGAUGCGGCUACAGAUCAACUCUCCCAAAAGAAAUUGGCUAAUUCUGGGUAGAUACAAGUCCUUCCAAAGUAAGAACACAAUCCACAAUGGCCUCUGGGUUUUUGUUAGUGGUCAAAGCAACUGAAUGCUGCUGGAAAUUUUUGUGCUUUUUCCCGAAAACUAACAGCAGCUAGUGCUUCGAAUUUCAUUUGUCAACAACACUGUUUUUGGCUAAAACUUUGUAAUUUUUCUGGCAGUUCACACAUUUUGUAGCCUUGAAUUCCUUUGAAAGCUAUAUUUGGUCUGCCCUGGGAGUGGCGGGUCAGAUAUGUUGAUCAGCUCUUGGGUUAAAUUUUGUAUCUUGAAUCCAUUCUUCAUAUUUUGUGUACAUUCUUUGUGCAGUAAAUCUUCUUCCUCUCAAUUGAUUUAA
Messenger RNA from Theobroma cacao (cacao), 3688 nucleotides. RefSeq names its product mitochondrial substrate carrier family protein (gene SAMTL). Lineage: Eukaryota; Viridiplantae; Streptophyta; Magnoliopsida; Malvales; Malvaceae. The record is from RefSeq and is a predicted model, not a curated record. Gene Ontology annotation, biological process: transmembrane transport. Gene Ontology annotation, molecular function: calcium ion binding.